This is a messenger RNA of Chinchilla lanigera (long-tailed chinchilla), 855 nucleotides long. It is a transcript of the gene Ebpl, whose product is annotated as emopamil binding protein-like. NCBI's taxonomy places the organism in Eukaryota, Metazoa, Chordata, Mammalia, Rodentia, Chinchillidae. Gene Ontology annotation, cellular component: membrane; endoplasmic reticulum. Bases 16 to 489 code for a protein of 157 amino acids. The record is from RefSeq and is a predicted model, not a curated record. Gene Ontology annotation, molecular function: cholestenol delta-isomerase activity. Gene Ontology annotation, biological process: sterol metabolic process. The transcript is spliced from 4 exons.
UGGCGGGAAAUCUGGAUGCUGUGCCACACGUAUGACCGAGAAGGCCCUUUUGUCUACUUGUCCUUAGUAGGAAACGUUGCCAAUUCCGAUGGCUUGAUUGCAUCUUUAUGGAAAGAAUAUGGCAAAGCUGAUUCAAGGUGGCUUUAUCUUGAUCCAACCAUUGUGUCUUUGGAAAUUUUGACUGUUGUCCUGGAUGGGCUUCUGGCAUUGAUCCUUAUUUAUGCCAUAGUCAAAGAGAAAUAUUACCGGCAUUUCAUACAAGUUACCCUGUGCGUGUGCGAACUCUAUGGUGGCUGGAUGACCUUCUGCCCAGAGUGGCUUAUCGGAAGCCCUAACCUCAACACCGACAGUUGGCUGUACUUUUGGGUCUACCUGGUAUUUUUUAAUGGUGUGUGGGUUCUAAUUCCAGGACUGCUGCUGUGGCAGUCAUGGCUAGAACUCAAGAAGAUGCAUCAAAAAGGAACCAGCGUAGGGAAAAAGUCUUGGUAAAUUUUCAAAAUCAUAAACACUACUACCUUGCUUGAGGAGCUAGGAUGGAUCAAACAGUUCACCCUACACUUUCUUUUUAUAUUGUUCUGAGCAACCUAUUUCCAAUUAGUUGUAAGGUGGCAAGUUCUUACUUCUUUUUAAUUAAAUGGCAGUAUAAGGAAAAAAGAGGGCUGGGCAUGUAACUCAGUGUUAGGGUGCCUGGCUAGAAUCUGCAAGGCCUUGGCUUCCAUUCCCAGAACCAUAAAAAAAGGGAGAGGGUGAAGAGAAUUAAUUUCAAAUUUACCUUGUAAUAAUAUCACACUGAAUUAUACAUUUUUGUGGCUGGCAUUAAUUGUUCACAUUAAUAAAGCCAAUUGUAAUAGAACA